Messenger RNA from Coregonus clupeaformis (lake whitefish), 2236 nucleotides. Its product is annotated as lebercilin-like protein. NCBI's taxonomy places the organism in Eukaryota, Metazoa, Chordata, Actinopteri, Salmoniformes, Salmonidae. The transcript has 9 exons. Gene Ontology annotation, cellular component: axoneme. Bases 327 to 2156 code for a protein of 609 amino acids. Gene Ontology annotation, biological process: intraciliary transport. The record is from RefSeq and is a predicted model, not a curated record.
CCAGCCAACAACAUAAUCGGUCAAUGACUGUCUCUUGCUAUUGAAAAUAAAUAAUAACUAAACUGAAUGCAAGUGAGUGGGGGGAGAAAAAUAUAUUUUAAUAAUUGAAUGUAGGGAUGGCCUUGGCAUGGGGAAUUAUUAGGCUUGGUUGUUAGUUAGCUAUGUAGAAUAGUUGAAGUCAGGAAAGGUUUUCAAUCAAGGAAUGUCUGUCACUCUCUCGGUGUCUUCAACUGGCUAGACCUAGCUAGAUAACGUUAGAUAGCUAGCUAAACGGAUUAUACUAUUAAUUAAUAAACUGGUGCAGGCUCAUCUUUGGCCAGGGAGACAUGUCUCUGAGUCUGAGACACCACACCAGAGGCAUAGUGCAGCAGGACAAUGCUAACUAUGAAGUUUGUGCAGGGGAUGCAGACUCAAGCUGCUCCUCAGGCCAGUCCACCCUGUCCAGGUCAAGCAGGGGAUACAGCAGUAGGACAGUCAGCAGGGAAGACUCUCAGGGGUCAUGCACCCAGUCAGACUACGAGGAGGAGGCUGACACUACUGCAAAUAGGACCUUUGCCCUCUCACCAAGCAAGAAGCCAGGUCUUGGCACGAUGACAGCCAAAGCACUUACGCAAAACAAGAGAGGGCAGUGGUGCAAAAAUAAGAAAAACACUGAUUCAAGGAAACGCAAGGCCCCUCUCUUCCCUCCAAUCAAGCUCCUGGAGGGCCCAAACCAGCGCAUCAGGUCUGCCCACAGGCACCGCAUUAAGGAGCUCAACAGCCAAGUGUGGGAGCUACAGCAGCAGCUGAGUGGUGUCUCCACAGAGAACAAGCUGCUGAAGCAGCUCCAGGGCCGCCACAUGCUGGCGCUACAGCACUUCCAGGAUUCACAGAGUGGCCUUCCCCAGGUCCUGGCCAAGCACGGCAGCGAGGUGCGCGGUCUGCAGGAGCUCCUGCGCAAAGCCCGCAUCCGCCGCAACAGUCUGUCCAGGCAUCUGAGGGGCACGGAGGAGGAGCUGCUGCGCACCAAGGAUGCUCUGCAUCGGCUGCAGCUGCUCAGCGAGGACCGCAGCCUGGAAGAGAGGGAAGAGCUGAGCCACAGGCUGGCCCUGAUCACUGUGGACCUGAACAGGAAGAACAAGAGGAUACAGGACUUGGAAAGAAAUCUUGAGCUGAGACAGAUAUCCUUCAAUCGCCAUCUUGCCACAGAAACAAGGAAGACCAAUGAGGCCAGAGAGCUGUCUGAUUACCUCCAGGCACAGAUCAGUUUGUCGACCAAAAAAAUCAAAGAAAAAGAGAGAGAAUUGGAGAUCCACAAUAUCUACUCACAUAGAUUUCCAAAAGGCUGGAACGGAAAAGGGGCAAGAGAAACUAAAUCUGUUCAAACAGAUGACUUAUCCUCUCUCCCCAUCGAGGCUCCAUGCCAACUUGAACUAGAAUAUGCCAGUUCACUUGAACAUCUGGAGUUGGAGAAGCAGAAGAGUUUGAGCUGGGAGUCCUUUGCCAUCGACUUCACAGACAGAAGUGACGCAGCAGACACGUCAGUGGAUGACAGAGGAUCAAAAGAUAAUGAAGACUAUGCUGAGGAUGGAGAGUUGGAUGGUGGUUCUGAGGAGGAUCCACAGCUUCAGGGUGAGGAGAAUUGCCUUGCAGAGAAGGCAGCGAGUUCCCCAAAGGCUUCAGGAGAGCAAACAGAGCCAUUUGAAAGCCAGGUCCGGUACACUCCGGAGGACUUUCUUAAUACAGAACGUGCCAACAAGGCCCUUGAAUCCUCUCCCAGGACCAAGCGCCUCUACAAAUUCAAAGAAACCAUCCAGAACCUACACAGUGGAAAGCCUGCCUAUACCAGCCAUACCCACAGCCUGAGAAAGAGCCCUCCUAGAUACAUCAAGAGCCAGGCCAGGGUGGAGAACCUGGGGUCUGGGGCGUAUGAGCCCUCCUUUGUCACUAUACCAGCAGACACCACGGGCCCUCAACCGGAGGAAGGCGUAGUCCGCAGCAAGAAGAGCAGCUUGAUGAAAGAGCUUUUCGGCCAGGCCCCAAUCACUGAUCCAAUGGCCAUGCAGAAAGGCAGAUCCAGAGUUCAAAGCACGGACCUGGACAGAAUGUCAUCUUACCAUACAGGAGACACUAGCCCGGUCUCACCUGGGAGAGAGACCAAGAUCAUUUUUGAUUGACCCAAGAACAAUACAAAAUGAUAAUCUAUUUUCAUAAGUUGAUUAUUUUAAUAAAUCUUUCAUCUGCCAUGGCAACUCAA